Messenger RNA from Toxorhynchites rutilus septentrionalis, 987 nucleotides. Its product is annotated as pyridoxine/pyridoxamine 5'-phosphate oxidase-like. The record is from RefSeq and is a predicted model, not a curated record. The transcript has 4 exons. NCBI's taxonomy places the organism in Eukaryota, Metazoa, Arthropoda, Insecta, Diptera, Culicidae. Gene Ontology annotation, molecular function: pyridoxamine phosphate oxidase activity; FMN binding. Gene Ontology annotation, biological process: pyridoxine biosynthetic process; pyridoxal 5'-phosphate biosynthetic process. Bases 195 to 917 code for a protein of 240 amino acids.
UACUACAGGUGUGUUGGAUUUUCUGCAUUAUACAAAAAAUAUUCACAAAGAUAAGGAUUUGUGUUUGUUUUUAUAAUGCAAACUCACAGCUUCGUAAGCUUCAGUCGCUAAGCGAAGUUUCUGUUAACAUUGUUUUACUGAGAAAGUGAUAAUCAUUUGAAGUUGUAUAUUGAGUAAGGUUUAGCUUUUAUUGGAUGUUAUUUCGAGUGUUCCGCAAAAUGAGCUCAGCUGACAUUGCUUCAUUACGAAUAAAAUACAUGGAAAAGAAGGAUAUUUUCCAUGAAUCAAGUAUUGCGGUCAAGGAGCCAUUCGAUUUGUUUAGAAGAUGGUUUGACAAAGCGUUGCAAACACCAGAGAUAAUUGAGCCUAAUGCUAUGUGCUUGGCAACAGCAACAAAAAAUGCUGUUCCCUCGGCUCGCUUUGUACUAUUGAAAGAUGUUACCAAAGAAGGGUUCACAUUCUUUACGAAUUAUGAGAGCCGAAAAGCUGAAGACAUAGCGGAAAAUUCUAACGUAGCCUUAGCCUUUUAUUGGUUGCCGCUGAGACGCUCGGUACGUAUCGAAGGUCGCGCGGAAAAAAUACCGUUUUCCGAUUCGGAAGCUUACUUCCACCAGCGGCCUCGGGCAAGUCAAAUUGGUGCACUGGCGAGCCCCCAAAGCAAACCAAUCGUGGGUCGGGAAUACCUGGACCAAAGAGAGGAACAGAUCAAGAACGAUCUCGGGUCCGAUACGGAAGUUCCUAUGCCUAAUUGGGGCGGAUAUUUGGUGCGACCUAAGGCCGUUGAAUUUUGGCAGGGACAAACGAAUCGUCUACACGACCGGAUUCGAUUCCGGAGACUGAAUGAUGGCGAAGUUGCAGACGGAAAGUUGCUACAUGAAGGCGAAAGUGGAUGGGUUUACGAGCGGCUAGCUCCUUGAAGAAUUGAGUCUGUUCUCUAUGAAUUGUUAUUGAACAAAAGAAUAAACUAGAAAAUAUAAACAUGUUAAA